GUUGGCGGCGAUGGGCUCCGCGCUGCGCUUUCCCCUCCUGCUCCUUCUGGGGCUCGCCGGCCCCGCGGCCACGCUCGCCGGUUACAUCGAGGCGCUGGCAGCCAAUGCUGGGACAGGGUUUGCGGUGGCAGAGCCUCAAAUUGCCAUGUUCUGCGGGAAGCUAAAUAUGCAUGUGAAUAUCCAGACUGGGAAAUGGGAACCUGACACUUCUGGGACCAAGAGCUGCUUUGGAAGAAAGGAAGAGAUUCUGCAGUACUGCCAGGAGAUGUAUCCAGACCUUCAGAUUACGAACGUCGUGGAAGCCAAUCAACCUGUCAGCAUCGACAGCUGGUGCAAGAGAGGGAAGAAACAGUGCAAGGACCACACUCAUAUUGUCGUGCCCUACAAGUGCCUGGUGGGUGAGUUUGUAAGCGAUGUCCUGCUGGUUCCAGAGAAGUGCCGAUUCUUCCACAAGGAGCGGAUGGAUGUGUGUGAAAGCCAUCAGCACUGGCACACUGUGGCAAAAGAGGCCUGUCUGACAGAAGGGAUGAUCCUGCACAGUUACGGCAUGCUGCUGCCCUGCGGAAUAGACCAGUUCCAUGGAACAGAAUAUGUAUGUUGUCCUCAGACAAAGGUUGUGGAUGAAGCUCUGUCCAAAGAGGAAGAGGAUGAAGACGAGGAUGAAGACUAUGACCUUUAUAAAAGUGAGUUCCCUACAGAGGCAGGUGUAGAAGACUUCACAGGAACGGCUGUGGAGGAAGAUGAGGAUGAAGAAGAUGAAGGGGAAGAGGAGGAGGAUGUGGUGGAAGACCGUGAUUACUAUUACGAUAGCUACAAAGUUGACGAUUACAAUGAAGAGACUCCCACAGAGCCUAGCAACGACAAGGCUGUUUCCGAAAAAGAAGUCAGCAGCGAUAUGAAAUCUGUCUGCUCGCAGGAGGCGAUGACAGGGCCCUGCCGGGCUGUGACGCCUCGUUGGUACUUCGACCCUAACAAGAGAAAAUGCAUUCGCUUUAUAUAUGGAGGCUGCGGAGGCAACAGGAACAAUUUUGAGUCAGAGGAGUAUUGUAUGGCUGUGUGUAAAAAGAUGAUGCCAACUGAUGAUGUGGAUGUCUACUUUGAAACCCCCGCUGAUGACAACGAACAUGCCCGCUUCCAGAAGGCAAAGGAGCAGCUGGAGGUCAGACACCACAACCGCAUGGACCGGGUGAAAAAGGAAUGGGAGGAAGCGGAACACCAAGCUGUAAACCUCCCCAAGGCAGAGAGGCAGACUCUCAUUCAGCACUUCCAGGCCAUGGUUAAAUCUCUGGAGAAAGAGGCAGCAAGUGAGAAGCAGCAGCUUGUGGAAACUCACCUGGCUCGUGUGGAAGCCAUCUUGAAUGAUCGCCGUCGGAUUGCUCUGGAGAAUUACCUGGCUGCCCUGCAGGCUGACCCACCGCGCCCCCACCGCAUUGUGCAAGCUCUGAAGCGCUAUGUUCGUGCUGAGAACAAGGAUCGUCUGCACACCAUCCGCCAUUACCAGCACGUCCUGGCAGUUGACCCAGAAAAGGCUGCACAGAUGAAAUCUCAGGUGAUGACGCAUCUCCAUGUGAUUGAGGAGCGAAUGAAUCAAAGCUUGUCUCUGCUCUACAAGGUGCCAUAUGUGGCUGAAGAAAUCCAGGAUGAGAUUGAUGAGCUGCUUCAGGAGCAACGUGCAGACAUGGAUCAGUUCACGUCCUCCAUUUCUGAAUCCCAGGUGGAUGUCAGAGUGAGCUCCGAGGAGAGCGAAGAAAUUCCCCUGGAGGGCAAACCUUUCCGUCCAUUCCAGGUGAAAACCUUCCCAGCCUUGCCUGAAAGCGAAGAUCCUCAGCCGGAUUUGUACCAUCCAAUGAAAAAAGGUUCUGGCAUGACGGAGUUGGAUGGGCUGAUUGGCGCUGAAGAAAAAGUGAUUAACAGCAAGAACAAAGUGGAUGAAAAUGUGGUAAUUGAUGAAACCCUUGAUGUGAAGGAAAUGAUUUUCAAUGCGGAGCGUGUCGGUGGGCUGGUGGACGAGCCGGAUAAUGACAGCUCCCUUCGCGAUGACUUCAGUUUCAGCAGCAGCGCCCUUAUUGGUCUGUUGGUGAUUGCUGUUGCCAUAGCUACUGUUAUAGUCAUCAGCUUGGUGAUGCUGAGGAAGAGGCAGUAUGGGACCAUCAGCCAUGGAAUCGUGGAGGUUGACCCGAUGCUUACCCCAGAAGAGCGGCAUCUGAGCAAGAUGCAAAACCACGGCUACGAGAACCCCACUUACAAAUACCUGGAGCAGAUGCAGAUAUAAAAGAGAUGAAGAUACAACAGCCCUGACCGGGAAAGGAGCGGGGCGGAGGGCCAAAGGGGUCCAGCGUUUUGGAUCAACUACUGACCAACAGUUGCUUCGAGAGGACUUCAUCUUACAUUCAGAACUCCUGGAUCAUUAAGACUAUAAUUACUACUGUAGAGUUGCAAUUUCCAUUCUUUUAAAUGGGUGAAGAAAUGAAUAAUAUAACAAUAUGAUAUAUAAAUCUCCUUAAAUGGGAAAAAUGGAUCUAUUGCAGAUAUUUGACUGAGAUGUAGUUUUCUUUUUUUUUUUUUAAAUAAUCUGAAAAAUACCGGUUCCAUUGUACUGUUGUCUGAUACAAGCUCUAUAUAUAUAAAAUGGGAAAUGUUGAUUUUUAUUUCUGAUAGCCCACCUGUAUAUUGAGGGUCGUUUGUACCAGCCCGCCUUGUAAAAAGGAGACAGUUGUGGCUCUUCAGUCAUUUUGGCUUUUAUAUAUAAAGCAGUAUUCUUCUUUCCUUCUUUUUUUAAAUUUUUUCUUU
Molecule: messenger RNA, 2790 nt
Organism: Gymnogyps californianus (California condor)
Lineage: Eukaryota; Metazoa; Chordata; Aves; Accipitriformes; Cathartidae
Gene: APLP2
Product: amyloid beta precursor like protein 2
Exons: 18
Coding region: 11-2272 (753 amino acids)
Biological process (GO): central nervous system development; axonogenesis
Cellular component (GO): membrane
Molecular function (GO): transition metal ion binding; serine-type endopeptidase inhibitor activity; heparin binding
Source: RefSeq, a predicted model, not a curated record